UCACCGAACCAAAGGCGCCCUGCCCUCCCCAAGUUUACGUCUCCGCGAGUACGCAAGCGGCACACCAAGAGCAGCGGGUCGCUCUGCCAGCGCGCCACCAGCCUCCCUUUUAUUUGCCGGCCGUCGCGGCCUCUCCUCCCUGCCUCCCCUGGCCAGCGGCUGAGCCCACCACCACCACCACGUUCCGCGCCACGCCACGCCAGCGGCAUGGAGCCGAGGAAGGGCGGCGCGCGCGUGCCCCGGGCGGUGUCCGUCCUGGCGGGGCUGCUGGAGCGCGCCGCCGAGCGCGGCGACGCCGGGGGAGACGGGGGCGCCGCUCCCGCGUCGUCGUCGGCGGCGGCGUUCCGGGGCAAGGCCCUGCCGGCGAUCCCCGUGCGACGGUACGCGGAGCGGAUAUACCGGUACGCGGGGUGUAGCCCCGCGUGCUUCGUCGUCGCCUACGUCUACCUCGACCGCCUGGCUGGGCAGCGCCCGCUGGACGGGGAUGCGGCGGAGGCACCCGCCGUGGUCGGCGUCGACUCCUACAGCGUGCACCGCCUGCUCAUCACCGCCGUCAUGGUCGCCGCCAAGUUCAUGGACGACAUGCACAACAACAACGCCUACUUUGCGCGGGUAGGGGGCGUGGAGGUGGCGGAGAUGAACGGGCUGGAGCUGGAGCUCCUCUUCGCGCUGCGCUUCCGCCUCAACGUCACGCCGGACACCUUCGCGCGCUACUGCGCCGCGCUCGAGGGCCAGAUGCUCGUGCCGAUGCCGUCGGCGGUGCCUCCCGCCUCCGAGGCGGAGGAGGCCGAGCGCCGCCGCCGCGGCGACCACCAGGCCGCGCUGCUGCUGAUUAGGAAGGCCAAGGAUGGUGCAGCCACCGCCGUUCGUGAUCAGGCCGGGGCCGGGAGCAGGGCCGCCGGCGGCGCGGUGCCCGUCGUCCCGAGAGUGGCCGUGGAGAUGUUCGCCCGAUGACGACACGAUUCUUUUCAGUUAAUUUAAUUUAAUUUGUUGGUUCCUGUCCUAGGAGGGCUUCGUUUCCGAUUGAUUAGUUCUUGUUCUUGGUGAGCUGCCACGACAUGCCUUUGUUGUGUUCGCUGUUGAUUGGAUUGAGUUGGUGAGUGAAAAAGUGACGGCACGAGAACGGGGGCUUGAUGUGUUAGACUCUAGAUGGACACAGUGCACAGAUUGAGUGAGGAUUCUUUCUUCUUUCUUUGUUCCAA
Messenger RNA from Panicum virgatum (switchgrass), 1202 nucleotides. Its product is annotated as cyclin-P4-1-like. Gene Ontology annotation, molecular function: protein kinase binding. NCBI's taxonomy places the organism in Eukaryota, Viridiplantae, Streptophyta, Magnoliopsida, Poales, Poaceae. The transcript has 2 exons. Gene Ontology annotation, biological process: regulation of cyclin-dependent protein serine/threonine kinase activity. Bases 208 to 954 code for a protein of 248 amino acids. The record is from RefSeq and is a predicted model, not a curated record.